This is a messenger RNA of Branchiostoma belcheri (Belcher's lancelet), 3529 nucleotides long. Its product is annotated as tetratricopeptide repeat protein 28-like. The record is from RefSeq and is a predicted model, not a curated record. Lineage: Eukaryota; Metazoa; Chordata; Leptocardii; Amphioxiformes; Branchiostomatidae. The transcript is spliced from 4 exons. Gene Ontology annotation, molecular function: actin binding. The coding region runs from base 65 to 2551 and encodes 828 amino acids.
CCUGCUUCCUGUUGUAGUGGACAUAAUCACCCAAGUGCUACCAAGUGUUGAGACCCCAGGGGACAUGCUGGACUUUGCUUCUGCAUUAAAUACCCUUUCUACUGUAACAGGAAAUGGAGAUGAGACACUUCCUAAUAGUCUAUUGAAACAGGUAAAGGGCAGAGUAAAAACCAUCACAGACCUAAAGACAGUAACAAAAGCCAUUAAGGAACUAGAAAAAUUUAAAGGCAUCAAAGUUUCCUCUUUGAAGGAAGGCAGCUUGAUCUUCUACCUACAAUGUACAGACAUGUCUGGGUUGGGUGAUCUCUGGUUCAUGUACAAAAAUGGAGAACUGGACAACCUGCUGCACAGUAGUUUGGUAAGUGUGGAAACUCUACAACAACUCCACGCUGAGAGCAUCUCUGUGAAGUCAACCAUCAACAUAGAGGACUUCAGGAAGGCCUUGGUCCACAACCUUACAACACCUUCUACUAGAGGCAAACCCACAUCAAGACUACCCCAGGAGUACCCCCUCUACCAGCCACACACCCACACCACUAGCCGUGUGCUGGAUGUGCUUCAUCUGGAUGGUACAAGCCUGACAAGGUCUCCAGGGAAACAACAGGAGCUGCACAUCCCAUCCACUGCACAGACUGAGGACAGUGAGGAUCAUCUUGGGACCAAACUUGGUGAUCAGCCAGUAGCAGGUGCCAGUGUAUCACCUGUCAAAGGUGAUCAGCACAGAUCCACAGAUGUGCAGGAUGAACAGAUGACAUCUGAGCUGGCCUUGCACACUUCCGUUAGACCUAAAGACAUACAGAGACUAAGAGCAGGGAGCAAGUUGUCUACAGCAAGCAUUCGUUCAGGGGCAAGCCACGAAUCAACAAGAACUACACACUCAACAGGAACCAGUCAGUCAGCUGAUACUGGAUACGCCACUGCAAGCAUCUUGUCUGAGGAUGACAGAUCAUCUUUAAAAUCUGCUUUUAAAAUUAGAGAUGAUGAAGAUCCACAAGUCAACUUGAACCUUCUCGUUGCUGAACUUAACACACCUGCAGUAAAGAGAAACAAGCCGCAACAGUUUGAACUGUACUGUCAGAUAGGAGAUCUCUACAGGACAAAACUACACAACUUACAGUCAGCUCUGCAGUAUUACCAGAAUAUGUUAGAGUGUUCUCAGGAACUGUCAGAUAAAUCAAAACAAGCCAACGCCUACAGCAGACUUGGUGUAACAUAUGGAUUGUUAGAUGAACAAGAAAAGGCCUUUAGAUACAACAUGAUGGCUUUGAGUUUCCAUGACAUUAGGCUAGAAAGAGAUACUGACAUUUGUGUAGCUUACAAAAAGCUAGCCUCAUCAUUAGCACAGUCAGAUCAACAAGCGUCAGAUGCAAAAACUACCUAUGAAUCAGCCUUGGCUGUUGCCAUGGAGAUAGGAAACAAGACUCAACAGAUGGACAUUUACUUGGAGCUGGGUGAUUUACACAGGGAACAGCUACAUGAACCACAGAAAUCCCACAAGUACUACACAGAGAUGUUGGCACUAGCCAGGGACUUGGGGAGGAAGGACAAGGAGAGGCAAGCUUACAACAGACUGGGACUGGCUUGUGGGGACAUGCAGGAUUAUGAGACAGCUUUGGAGUGGCAUCAAAAGGACCUGAAUAUGAGCCAAGAAAGUGGAGACAAGACUGAACAGAUAGCAGCACAUCAAAACAUAGCUGAUUCCUACAUGACACUGGGUAAACUGGACCUGGCCAGAUCUCACUAUCAAUCAGCAAAGACCAUCGCCAUGGAGACAGCAAACAAGACUAGACAGAUGGACAUUUACUUGAAGUUGGGUGAUUUACACAGGAAACAGCUACAUGAACCACAGGAAUCACACAAGUACUACACAGAGAUGUUGGCACUAGCCAGGGACUUGGGGAGGAAGGACAUGGAGAGUCUGGCUUACAACAGACUAGGACUGGCUUGUGAGGACAUGCAGGAUUAUGAGGCGGCUUUGGAGUGGAACAAGAAGUAUCUGAAGAUGAGCCAAGAAAGUGGAGAAAAGACUGAACAGAUGACAGCAAAAACAAACUUAGGUGCUUCCUACAAGGCACUGGGUAAACUGGACCUGGCCAGAUCUCACUAUCAAUCAGCAAUGACCAUCGCCAUGGAGACAGGAAACAAGACUAGACAGAUGGACAUUUACUUGGAGCUGGGUGAUUUACACAGGGAACAGCUACAUGAACCACAGGAAUCACACAUGUACUACACCGAAAUGUUGGCACUAGCCAGGGACUUGGGGAGGAAGGACAAGGAGAAUCAAGCUUACAACAGACUGGGACUGGCUUGUUGGGAAAUGCAGGAUUAUGAGGCAGCUCUGGAGUGGUCCAAGAAUUUCCUAAAGAUGUGCCUAGAAAGUGGAGACAAGACUGAACAGAUAACCGCACAUCAAAACAUAGCUGCUACCUGCAUGGCACUGGGUAAACUGGACCUGGCCAGAUCUCACUAUCAGUCAGCAAUGACCAUCGCCAUGGAGACAGGAAACAAACAAAAACAGGAGGACAUUGCCAUGGAGCUGGCUAAUCUGUAACAAUACCAUUGUAAUGGACAGUAAGCAGGCUACGUACAUAUAUGUAUAGUAGUAAAACUGUAACAUUACCAUGUAAUUCAGUCCAGUUACAGCACAAAACUCCAGGACCUGUACUUCAUCAACAGGCAAAUGCUUUCUUUAGCAACAGGUAACAAAAACAAGUAACUUAGUGUGAAUAUACGUUGUGAAGAUUUCAUAAUUUUCUGGUGCUGACAUUAACCUCAAAUUACAGUUGGAUAAACAGAUGUACUACAUGUACAUGUAUUAGUAUUAGGCCAUGUUCCCUUUAUUAUUAAAAUUAUUCAGAUCGAGCCAAGCUGAUUCAAAGCCAGACCAAAGCAAAUCAAUUCAGCUCUACCUAGACAAUUUAAUCCUAGUGGGAAUGGGGCCCUGGUCACUUUCACUAGUUUUAGUAAUAAAAACUAUCAUGAUACCUCAGACUCUACAAUGUAUGUUUAAGGCCACACCGAUUCAUAUUAUUUCUUUGAAAUUCUUACUUUUUUUAAUAAAAAAGGAGGAAUUUGACAGCUUUACAACUGACAAAAUAUAAACUAUUGAUGUUAAUAUUUGUUUGUUUGCGCCUUUAUCCAUACUCGAUAAAAUUAAUACUGAUUACAUGUAUUAAGAUACUCAUUUCUAUGACUUGUAUGAGUUCAUACUCUCCAACCAACAAUUAUAGUCUUAUCUAACCAGAGAAACCCAAUAGUAUUUAAUGCAUUUAACCAGAAUUAGGCAAAUGUACAUGUGGUACUGAUUUGAAUUGAAUGUUUAUAAAUGAUAUUUACACCAAGUUACACUGUACUAAUGCUGCAAAUAUAAAACAGUUACACUAUUUUUUUCUAUCAAUUUUGUAUUUCUUGUUUUAUUCACAAGAUUUAAAAAUCUGAAGUUCUCCUACAGUACCAAAACAAGCCGAAUACUCCAGGAAGCCAAAAAUCUAAAUCAUUUUGAGGUCUAAUCAAGUAAUAGACCUUCCCA